AUGCAACGAAGUCAAGGGGGCCCCUUGCACAAUGUCCUCACGACCGAAAUCCGCAUGAGUUUGUCGCGGUUUGCCAGUCCGGCGUUCCUGGGCGUCGUCGUGCUGGGUGCAGUGACUGGUUACUACAGCUUCAACGAGCCACUGCGGCAGUUCCACGCCGAGCAGCAGGCGAUCGACCAGCGCGCCAACGGCAAGACUGGUAGCGGCGCAGUGCUUGAGCCAUCGAGCAGUGCAGUUCCACCAUCGUCAUCAUCACCACCACCGUCGUUACCAUCAUCACCAUCAUCACCAUCGUCACCAUCAUCACCAUCAACAACAUCAUCGGCUUGAUGAAUGCGUUGUCGUUUUUUUUUUUGGAGAGUUGCUUCUUGUUCGUGUUGCUCGUGGUCCUUCUGGAUGUGAAGACGUGUGCUUCCUCUCUCCUUUGCAAUAGAAAUCCUCGUACUCUGAAUUCAUUGAUUCAUUGAUUCGUGCAUUCACAUUGUUACUGUUUCGUGUGCGUAGCCAGCUCGCCCUUGUUGUUUUUCAUUGUCGUUGAAACUGAG
This is a messenger RNA of Capsaspora owczarzaki ATCC 30864, 545 nucleotides long. RefSeq lists its product as hypothetical. Bases 1 to 330 code for a protein of 109 amino acids. The record is from RefSeq and is a predicted model, not a curated record. The transcript is spliced from 2 exons. NCBI's taxonomy places the organism in Eukaryota, Filasterea, Ministeriida, Capsasporidae.